Molecule: messenger RNA, 1320 nt
Organism: Drosophila busckii
Lineage: Eukaryota; Metazoa; Arthropoda; Insecta; Diptera; Drosophilidae
Product: fibrinogen-like protein 1
Exons: 2
Coding region: 26-1207 (393 amino acids)
Source: RefSeq, a predicted model, not a curated record
GGAAGAGUGAGAGUUUUUCAUUAAAAUGAAGUGCAAACAUUAUACUCCUUUAAUUGUUUUCAUAUGGGCUCUAAAUGGAGUCCUUGAAGCUUCAGGCUUCAGUAAUAUUGUUGUGAGCAGCAACACCUCACCCAAGCGCAUGAAAUCCCCUUUGCACCGCAGGUAUUUGUACAAUACAGAGAGACGAAACUACCACGUUGAUGAUGAUGAUGAUGAUGAUGAUGAUGAUGUAAUUCAUCGUUUAAAGGAAAAGCCACGUAUGGAAGAUAAGAAAAAGAAUUUACAGCCAACGACAUCUAAUAUGGAAUUAACUAAUAAUAGUUUAAUGAAUGAAAUAAGAAAGCUAAAACAUCAAAUUUCAACUGAUGGCAAAACAAGAGAAAAUUUAACAACAUGUGAGAGAGAGCGAAAAAAACAAUUUAAGCUACUAAGGAAGCUGGAAACAUGUUCCGACGAACUCCGUAUAAAGACAAAUAAAAAACAGCAAUUGCAAGACCGAUUAGAGAAUAUGCCAUCUGAAAUAAUGAAGGUAAUAAGUUCAAUUAAUGAUUUGGCAGAGCUGACUGUCAAGGCUUCUAGUUGUAUGGCAUAUAUGGGCCAUCCUGGUAAAUAUAGGAUUCAUCUGCCUGGUCACAUGCCAUAUAAUGUGCUUUGCUUUGAUGGCAAACAUGAGGGUAAGGGCUGGCUAAUGAUUCAGCGACGAGCAUUUGGCAACGAGGACUUUGAUCGGGAUUGGGACACUUAUCGUGACGGCUUUGGAUCCUUCGAUGGGGAUUUCUUUUUGGGUUUGCACAAGAUCCACCACAUUACAAAAGAACAGCGACAACAAUUGUUCAUUUACAUGGGAACGUUUGAUGGCAAAUGGUUUGCAGCUAGCUAUGACAAUUUUCGAGUGGGAAGCGAGGAUAGUGAAUUUAAAUUGGAAUCGCUGGGUGCAUUCAGGGCGUUUAACAACAGUAGGGAUGAAUUAAGAUAUAAUGAACGUAUGAAAUUUACAACUCGCGAUCGGGAUAAUGACUUAUGGCCGCAGGGUAACUGUGCGACCCAUAAGCGGAAUGGAGGUUGGUGGUACAUGGACAUAAAAUGUUCCUGGUGCAAUCUAAAUGGAGUUUACUUUAAAGUUAAAGCAAAUAGUGAGCUCGGUGUAACUUGGACUGGGUGGGACGGACUUAAAAGUGUUCAUAUGCUCAUUCGUCCUUUCAUCUGAAGAAGAGAGAACGUUUUAAAUCACAAUUGCGACUAUAAUUCUAAUUGUUGCGACUAAUUUCUUUUCCCAAUAAUUGAGUCAUGUGUAAUUUGAAAUUUGAAAUAAAGUAAAUA